Lacerta agilis (Sand lizard) is the source of this 2035-nucleotide messenger RNA. Its product is annotated as patatin-like phospholipase domain-containing protein 1. Lineage: Eukaryota; Metazoa; Chordata; Lepidosauria; Squamata; Lacertidae. The record is from RefSeq and is a predicted model, not a curated record. The coding region runs from base 311 to 1501 and encodes 396 amino acids. The transcript is spliced from 8 exons. Gene Ontology annotation, molecular function: triacylglycerol lipase activity. Gene Ontology annotation, cellular component: membrane; cytoplasm; lipid droplet. Gene Ontology annotation, biological process: lipid homeostasis; triglyceride catabolic process.
AGGAUGUUGUAGGAUUUAUUAUCCUAAAGCAAGAGCUUCAGUCUGAUGCAGAAAAGAAGAUGACAGACAUGCCCAUGCUGCUCUAAAGCUACUUUGAUAGCUGCACAACAGUAUUUUUAGCCAGAAAAGUAGUUGAGAAAUGGCUGUGGAUAUAAAACAAAAGCAGUCUUUAAAAAAUGCGCUUUAUGAGGGCUGGUACUGAGCAGGGAGACCUGUGACUCAUUCUCUCCUGAUUUCAUUGAUGACAAUUAGAUAAAAAGGGAGCUUUGCAUAAGAAGAGAUUGACAAUUCUGGAUAUGUUCUACUGAAGAUGGCUGAAGUGGAUUUAAGUGUGUCUGGUGCCCCGUUUUCUUUUUCUUUUGGAGCUAGUGGUUUUCUUGCUGUUUAUGAAAUAGGUGUGAUCCGGGGCUUCUUGGAACAAGCCCCUGGAAUAUUGAGGUCUGCGCCAAAAAUAUAUGGAGCAUCAUCUGGCUCAAUCAUAGCAGCAGCUGUGGUGUGUGAACUUAAUCUGGAUGAUGUAAAAAAGUUUUUCUAUAGGGCUGCACAAGAUACCAGGAAACCCAUAAUUGGCCCUCUUGCCCCUGGUUGCAGUGUGGUCCGUAUCCUGCAGAAAAGACUGCACCAAAUUCUGCCAGAGAACUCUCACCAGAUGGCCACAGGGCGGCUUUAUGUUUCUCUCACCCGUUUGGUAGAUGGCCAGAAUGUUGUGGUUUCUGAGUACAGUUCCAAAGAGGAGCUUAUCCAGGCAUUGGUUUGCAGCUGCUUUAUCCCAAUCUAUGCUGGCUUCAUCCCUCCCUCCUUCCGAGGUGUGCGGUACGUUGACGGAGGUUUCACUAACUUGCAGCCUUGUUCCGACUUGGAGACUGCCAUCACGGUGUCUCCUUUCACAGGAGAGACUGACAUCUGCCCUCGGAACUGCCCAGCAAUGUUCUAUGGCUUUCAUAUCGCAAACUGCACCAUUCAGAUAUCCAUAGAGAACUUGUGCAGAGUUAGCUAUGCCAUAUUUCCACCUAACUGCCGGGUUUUGAAUGACUUUUAUUCACAAGGAUACCUGGAUGCCAUUCUCUUCUUGGACAGAAACAAUAUUUUUGAAAUCUGCUCUCGUGCCAAAACAGUUGAACUUCUUGGUGUCUUCAGUAAAAAAGAGUUGCUCCAUGCUGGUGAAGCGGCUUCCUGCCAACAACCAAGGGCGAACGUCCUCAGCACGCCUAUCAGGAAAGUUUCUAAAGACUUCUCCAAGCCCUCUAAUUGUAAGAAUGGUACAGUCCAUAGAGCAGGCAGCAGACUAUUGCCACAACUGUCUCUGCAUUAUCCAAAAGCUUCAGCUAUCUUACAAAUGCAGAAAACACCCGGGUUGCUAAGUAUGGUAACAAAAUUCAUAUUGCAACAAAUUACAUCCAUUAAACCUUCUACAAGAGUGGCAUGGUCUUUCUGUAAAAGGCUGUGGCGUGUUUUGGAAGAGAUCAGCUGGCUGGGAAGACAGUUCAAAAGGUCUAAGUGAUGGUUUGUCAGAUGCAACCGGAACAAAGUAUUAACAAAGUAUAUUGCUCUCUAAAGCAUGAAAGACGAUUCUCCGAAGGCAGAAAGGAUCUGAAACUGCUGCAGAGAGCAUCCAGUUCUUUUGCCUUCAGGCAUGGAAAGUGUGCUGCCUGUCAAAAUUCUGCGGGUGAUAGUUUUCCCCUCCCCAAAUUAUUACAAACUGCAUAAAAUAGUCCAUGACAUCACAAAGCUCAGCAAUGAAUGGGCUCAGAGGCAAGAGAAUGACAGGCCACCCCCCCCCCCUUCCCCAUGUUGUAUUGGUUCUAAAUCAUUCAAAUUUGAGGUGCUGCUAUGAAGAAAUAAAUAAAUAAAUAUUUUCAUUUCUGUAGGCAACUGCUAGAAUAACCCAUAAAAUCUUGAGUGAGUCUACAGGCCAGAUCUUUUUGUGUGUGCGCGUGUAACAUCUUUAUUGAAAGUUCAAAAAUUACAUAACUAUAUGUGCACCAAACAUGGUGAGACACAAACAAAAAAGAGAAAGAGAAACAGAACCUGUGCA